CAGGCGCACCCGUCUCCAGCAAGGAGGAAGCGCUGUGAAGUUUCUCAGUGGCGGAAAUACCGAGCGACGCAGCGGGAGACUGUCCUGGCACUGCCAGUGCCCAGGCUGGAAAGAGCGCAGCCUGUCAGGGGUGCCCCAAUCAAGCAGCCUGCGCCUCGGGGACACCCAGAGCACCAGACCCUGCAAUAGAGGAGAUAAAGCAGAAGAUGUCUGCUGUGAAACACAAAGUCCUGGUUCUCUCUGGGAAAGGGGGAGUGGGGAAGAGCACCUUCAGCGCACACCUGGCCCAUGGCUUAGCAGGGGACCAGUCUAAAGAGAUUGCUCUGCUUGAUGUUGACAUCUGUAGGCCUUCAAUACCGAGGAUCAUGGGGCUGGAGGGAGAGCAGGUUCACCAGAGUGGCUCUGGAUGGUCCCCAGUGUACGUUGAAGACAAUCUGGCAGUGAUGUCCAUCGGCUUUCUCCUGAGCAGUCCGGAUGACGCCAUCUGGCGGGGUCCCAAGAAGAACGGCAUGAUCAAGCAAUUCCUGAGAGACGUGGACUGGGGGGAAGUGGACUAUCUGAUCGUGGACACCCCUCCCGGCACCUCGGACGAGCACCUGUCUGUGGUGCAGUACCUGAGCGGGAUGCAUAUCGACGGGGCUGUGCUCAUCACCACCCCGCAGGAGGUCUCCCUGCAGGAUGUCCGGAAAGAGAUCGCUUUCUGCCGGAAGGUGAAUCUGCCGAUUAUCGGAGUGGUUGCGAACAUGAGCGGCUUUGUGUGCCCCAAGUGCAAGAAUAAUUCUCAGAUCUUCCCUCCUACCACAGGGGGUGCAGAGAAGAUGUGCAGGGAGCUGAACAUUCCUCUGCUUGGGAAAGUGCCUUUGGACCCUCGGAUAGGAAAGAGCUGCGAUGAAGGGAAGUCUUUCUUAUCAGAAGUGCCAGAUUCUGCAGCCACAGCUGCCUAUAGAAUAUAAUUCACGGUAUCAAACAGUACUGCAGAUCUCAUAACCUACAAACAGAAAUAUUUGAAUGAGAAACCAACCCCACGUUAUUAAGAGCAUAUACUCCCCGGCAGUGAAGAAUCACGACAGACAACAUCCCUGCGACCUCGAGGAGGACAACGCCACAACUCAAACAAACACAAACAUUUUAUUACUGACAAAUAAAAACCUUAUUUUAAACACAGUGCAGUUUCAAAGGCAGUACUAUUCAAAACUAAUUGUUCCAUUACCAAAAAUAAAUAAUUAUAAUAUA
Messenger RNA from Polyodon spathula (Mississippi paddlefish), 1233 nucleotides. RefSeq names its product cytosolic Fe-S cluster assembly factor nubp1-like. The record is from RefSeq and is a predicted model, not a curated record. Gene Ontology annotation, cellular component: cytosol. Gene Ontology annotation, molecular function: ATP binding; iron-sulfur cluster binding; ATP-dependent FeS chaperone activity. NCBI's taxonomy places the organism in Eukaryota, Metazoa, Chordata, Actinopteri, Acipenseriformes, Polyodontidae. Gene Ontology annotation, biological process: iron-sulfur cluster assembly.